This is a messenger RNA of Pseudogymnoascus destructans, 4069 nucleotides long. RefSeq lists its product as uncharacterized. Gene Ontology annotation, biological process: copper ion homeostasis; monoatomic cation transport. The record is from RefSeq and is a predicted model, not a curated record. The coding region runs from base 374 to 4069 and encodes 1231 amino acids. Gene Ontology annotation, molecular function: ATP hydrolysis activity; ATP binding; copper ion binding. Gene Ontology annotation, cellular component: membrane. The transcript has a single exon. Lineage: Eukaryota; Fungi; Ascomycota; Leotiomycetes; Thelebolales; Thelebolaceae.
CAUCACCUUCUCGUCGAUACUAGCUGAUAGCUUUCAAAAGGACUAUUAUGUCACAAAAUGCUUUCGCACAUGCACUUGUCGACUCAUUGGCCAAGAACACCACGUCCCUUGCUUACUUAAUCGUUUGUUGAUUAUUAAGCACGAUAGCUGCGUCUUUUGUGCGGUGCUCGUUUUGUGCGGGUUUUGGCCACCACGAAUGACAUAGUAGUGCCACAAAGAAAUGUGAAGGCACAAACACCGCAAAAGGUAGUUACUUACAUAUAUAUCGCCAUAAGAAUCUCUCUUCUUAUGACUCAAUUUCAUACUUCUCUAUUUUUCCGGUUGUGUGUCGAGAGUCACUUAUCAUAGGCUUCAUAAUAUCCUUCUCAGCGAAAUGGACCCUUCAACCCCGCCGUCGCAGACCAUGGAGACGUCGUUUCUCCUUGAAAACCUCCACUGCCCUUCCUGCGUGGCCAAUAUUGAGAAUGCACUUUAUGCGCUGUCCCCGCGGCCUCUUAGGGUAUCACCGUCGAUCGUCACGUCGUGGGUGACCGUCACGCAUCCCACAGACCUGGAGAUAUGGAGCAUAAAGGAUGCACUCACCGAAGCAGGGUUCGGCAUAUGCAGUGUGACGGAAAAUGGCAUUGCACGAGACGUGUCUACUUCCGGUGGAUUGGCAUUUGGAGAUGUCCACGGGACUCUUGAUUCAAUUCUCGAACGUAGUGAAUGGUUCGGCGGGCCGAGACAUUCAGGCAGAAGUGAGGAUUCGGAGAGGCUCAGAACAAGACACAUUCAGGACUGCGAAUUAUGUAGGACAGAAGGAUAUCAGAGCACGAAGCCAAAGGGAAAAUCAACAAACACACCGUCGCACCAGCCUCUUCUACAACCGGAUACUCAUGUCGACGCCAUGGGUCCGCAGCCCCCGCUUUCGUCGCCGUCGUCGCAGGAGCCGUUUGUGGUUGUCGAUGGAGGAGGAGAACAGGAUACCUGGCGUGCGAGUGUUGCUAUUGGGGGGAUGACUUGCGCGUCCUGCUCGAAUGCUAUCACGACGGAGCUCGAAAAGAAGAGUUGGGUGAGGAACAUCACAGUCAACCUCAUCUCCAACAGCGCGACCGCGGAUGUUGUUGGCAAAGAUCACGUCGAUGAUUUGAUAUCUACUAUUGAGGACCUCGGAUACGAAGCACUCCUAAACUCUGUCGCCGAUACGAACGCAGGGAAGGAGAAAGACAUGUGGCGGGCAAGCAUAGCGGUUGGCGGAAUGACCUGCGGAUCCUGUGCUGUAGCAAUCACAAAUGCUCUACAGAAAAAAGACUGGGCUAAGGAGGUCACAGUUAAUCUGAUCGCGAAUAGCGCCAGUGUGGAUUUUAAGGGAAGGGCUCACCUCGACGAGAUCAUGGAGAUAAUUGAGGAUCUUGGCUAUGAAGCAAAGCUUGAUAAGGUUAUAGAUUUGGGGCAAUUAACACAGGCCACACAACGAAGAACGGUUGAAAUCAACGUCUCCCAAAUGUUCUGCAACCACUGUCCCGAGAAAGUCCUCCGGUCCCUCGAAGUCUUCGGAGACGCGAUCCGCAUUGAGAAGCCGCUGAGUAUCAAAGACCCGAUCCUAAGGCUCAGCUAUGUGCCUCAACUGCCGGAUUUCUCCAUCAGAGAUAUUAUUGCCACAAUAUCAACACUAGAUCCCAAGUUCGAGGUAUCGAUAUACCAUCCACCAACCCUCGAAGAGCGGUCUCAUGCACUUCAUGCCCAACAGCAACGGCGCCUACUCAUCCGCGUCGCCCUCACAAUCAUCAUAGCGAUUCCAACCUUCAUAAUUGGCAUUGUCUUCAUGAGCCUCGUUCCUUCCUCUAACCAGAGCAAGCACUGGCUUAUGACACCAUGGAAAGCGCAGGUCAGCCGCUCGCAAUGGAUCCUCUUUCUCCUCUCUACGCCCGUAUACUUCCUCGCAGCAGACGUUUUCCACCGACGUGCCAUCAAAGAGAUCCACUUCUUGUGGCGCCGUGGCAACAAGACGCCCAUCCUACAGCGCUUCUAUCGGUUCGGCAGCAUGAACAUGCUUAUGUCUCUUGGAACCUCCAUAGCAUAUUGGUCAUCUGUCGCACAACUGAUUUCUGCGGGUGCCAACCCCUCGAUGGAAGUUGAUGAGACUAGCUUCUACUUCGAUUCAGUCGUCUUCCUCACCAUGUUCCUCUUAAUCGGUAGAUACAUCGAAGCCUAUAGCAAGUCCCGCACCGGAGACGCUGUCACGCUUCUAGGCAAGCUUCGUCCAACUACUGCUGUCCUGGUUAACUGGCCCACUGGCCAAUUGUCCCAAGUGCCCGUUGAUCUCCUCGAACUUGGCGACAGUGUUCGCGUAAUGCAUGGCGCCUCGCCCCCUGCUGACGGCGAGAUCACAGGUGGCGAGACAAACUUCGACGAGUCCAGUCUUACAGGUGAAAGCAAAUUGGUUAAGAAACACAUCGGCUCGUCGGUCUUCGCCGGGACCAUCAACAGAGGCUCUCCAGUCACCGUGACAAUCAGCAGUGCCUCUGGUUCUGCGAUGCUCGACCAAAUUGUCCAAGCCGUGCGCGAAGGCCAAACGAAGCGCGCCCCAAUUGAGCGUUUAGCAGAUUCCUUGACUUCUUACUUCGUCCCAGCUAUCACUGCGCUCGCCAUAAUAACCUGGAUCAUCUGGCUCUCUCUCGGCCUAAGUGGCGCCCUUCCUGACGACUAUCUCGACGGCCACCACUCCCAGGGUGGUUGGGUAACUUGGUCCCUGCAGUUCGCAAUUGCCGUCUUUGUCGUAGCCUGCCCCUGUGGCCUUGCCCUCGCUGCCCCAACCGCACUUUUUGUUGGCGGUGGCCUCGCCGCGAAGCAUGGUAUCUUGGUUAAAGGCGGUGGUGCGGCGUUUGAGAAAGCCAGCCGCCUCGACACUAUCGUCUUCGACAAAACCGGCACGCUUACAAUGGGUGGCGAUCCAGCCGUAACUGAGUACCUCCCAAUCGGCCCCUCAGAUACCGCCCACCCAGUCCUCGCCGAGCGCACUCUCCUCUCCCUCAUAGCGAGCACCGAAGACAACAGCACGCACACACUCGCAAAAGCGCUCUCCUCCUUCUGCGCCGCACAGCCCACAGCCGAAAUCGAAGACGCACACGAGAAGCCCCGCCUCCUCGAGGUCCACGAGAUCCCCGGCCGCGGCAUGCGCGCCCUUGCCUUCCUUGAUGAAGUCUUCACCGAGAUUCUAAUCGGCAACGAGGCACUCAUGAGCGAAUACUUCAUCCCCGUCCCCACAUCCGCCUCCACCAUUCUCUCAACCUGGAAGCGCGAAGGAGACAGCGUCGUCCUAGUCGGAAUCUCGCGACCACACCCACCCACUUCACCAUCCACCCCUCCUCCCACUUCCUCCCACUUCCGCCACCUCUCCGCCAUGUUCGCCGUCUCCGACCCCAUCCGCCCCUUUGCCUCGGGUAUCAUCCGCGCCCUCCACGACGCUGGAACAUCCACCUGGCUCCUCACAGGCGAUAACCCCAUCACCGCCCACGCCAUCGGCCUCAAACUCGGCAUCCUCCCCCAAAAUAUCAUUGCCGGCGUCCUCCCCGCCGAAAAAGCAGACCGAAUCCGCGACCUCCAGCGCAGCAUGCCAACCUCAGGACGCUCCUCCCGCCGCGCCCUCGUCGGCAUGGUCGGCGAUGGCAUCAACGACGCGCCCGCCCUCGCCGCCGCAGACGUCGGCAUCGCCAUGGGCGCCGGCAGCGAUAUCGCCAUCUCCGCCGCGGAGUUCGUGCUCGUCUCAUCGGAGCUGAAAUCCCUUGUUACGCUGCUACAUCUCAGCCGCGUCGUAUUCCGCCGCAUCAAGUUCAACUUCGCCUGGGCGCUCCUGUAUAACAUGGUUGCCUUGCCGGUGGCGGCGGGGGCGUUUUAUGCGCUCACGCCGGGGGGGACACAUGUAAGGUUGGAUCCGGUGUGGGCGAGUUUGGCGAUGGCGGCGAGCUCGGUGAGUGUGGUUUGUAGUAGUUUGGCGUUGAGGUGGAGGGUGCCGGGGAUUGGGUUUAGGGUUGAUAAGGGGUUCGGGGGGGAUGAGGAGAGGCCUGUUGUUAGGGGGCCGAUAUUGUGA